ACACAGCACUUCUGUCUACUAAGAUCAUGAGGAAGAGGAAGAACUGGAAACCACGGAAACCUCAAUGAAAGCAUUGGAGGAGCUGUAAUAUUUGACUCAAUGGCGAAGAAGGGGCGCACCAAGGGCGAGAAGCCCGAAGCGCUCAUCUCUGCUUUACAGGCAGCUAAUGAAGAUCUCAGGUCCAAACUGACUGACAUUCAAAUAGAACUGCAUCAAGAGAAAUGCAAGGUAGGCCACGUUGGAACACUAGAUUGCAUGUAAAUCUUCCCUUCUCAAAUACACCUACACUGAGUGUACAAAACAUUAUGAACACCUGCUCUUUCCAUGACAUAAACUGACCAGGUGAAUCCAGGUGAAAGAUAUGAUCCCUUAUUGAUGUCACUUGUUAAAUACACUUCAAUCAGUGUAGAUGAAGGGGAGGAGACAGGUUAAAGAAGGAUUUUUAAGCCUUGAGACAUGGAUUGUGUAUGUGUACCAUUCAGAGGGUAAAUGGGCAAGACAAAAUAUUUAAGUGCCUUUGAACGGGGUAUGGUAGUAGGUGCCAGGCGCACCAGUUUGUGUCAAGAACUGCAACGCUGCUGGGUUUUUCACACUCAACAGAUUCCCCUGUAUAUCAGGAAUGGUCCACCAUCCAAAGAAUAUACAGCCAACUUGACGCAACUGUGGGAAGCAUUAGAGUCAGCAUGGGCCAGCAUCCCUGUGGAAUGCUUUCGACACCUUGUGCAAUCAGUAUUAAUGUUUUGCACACUCAGUGUAUAACAGUGUCUUUAACUGCAGAUGGCAGGUGUUUUUAUGUUGGUAAUGAGUUGAUUGACAAAGUCCUACAAUUUCAGAAGGAUCUCAUUGAAAUUAUGACAUUUCUUUACUCCUUGGGUCAAAAUUGACCCCUGUUGGUGAUUUUAGGGUCAACCACUUUAUCUACUAAACAGGUGCUAGAUCAAGAGAUUCGCCUCCGGGCUAUAUGUAGUCCUCUCUCUGUAGUGUAACCCAGUUAUUUUUGUCUCCUCUGCCUCAAUCCCCGGGGGCUAGGUGAGUAAGUUGGAGCGUGAGAAGGUGCAGGAGUGCAAGCGCAUCCGGGAGCAGGAGCAGCACCGGCACACGGCCACGCUGACAGAGCAGCGGGCCAAAUGGCACGAGGAGAAGCAGAAGGAGCUCCAGGCGCUCAGGGAGAACCUGGUCCGCCAGCACGAGCAGGAGCAGGCCCGCACCGCCAAGAUCAAGGACCAGGAGAACCAGCGGCUCAAGGCGGCGCUGAGCGCCAUGCGGGACGGCAGCGGAGAGAAGGUGCGCACAGCGCUGACCCUGGAGGCCAAGGAGGAGGCGCGGCGCUUCUUCGACGUGGAGAGGGUCAAGCUGCUGCAGGAGAUCUCCGAGCUCAAGCAGACCAAGAAACAGACGGACGAGGCGCUCAGCACCAUGAUCCAAGCGGAUAAGAUGAAGGCUGGGGACCUGCGCUCCGAGCACCAGAUUCACCAGGAACAGAUUUCCAAGAUCAAGUGGGACAGCGAAAAGGACAUCCGCAGACUGGUGAAUACUAGCUGAGGGUCUGAUUGCGGAAUGCAUGUCUCGCUAAACACUAGAUUUGGCCUUAGCUGUUCUUUCUCAUUGCUCCAUACAGAUAGUUGGGCCAGGAAACAUAUCUGUCAGAGAGGUUGUGAGCUUCAUAUAGAGUAGUUUAGUAGGUGUCCUCUGCAUUGAAACAAGAGCACUAGGUCUACUGUGAUGGAGUCAUCUCCAUACGAAUUAUGCAAGUCUGCACAUAAUAGUGCAGAGCAUUGACUCUUGCUAGGAUUUUCAUUUGAGACAGUUUGGUACAGCAGGAAAAUAAUCCUGCAGUAAAAGGAAAUGUGAAUUAUUAUAUGCAUUAUAAUUAAUGGACCUUUUUGUAGGGGUUGAUAUAUUUUUCGUAAGGAAAAGUCAAGUGUGAAAUUUCAAAGUGGAAAUUACAAACUUCAGAAGCCUUUUUAAACCUACACUACAAGUUUAAAAUGUUCUGCGUUGCAUGAAGAUUCCCCUGCAACAGGGUGAUAAAAUGAAGAUCCUACAUUUGUAGCUAAUUGUCAUGAUCCUUAUCAAAGCUAGUUGGUAUGACUUAGAAGCUUUGUUCCAAAGCAAUCAAUUAGCAAGGAGUGGCCCUUUUACUUUGGCAAAAGUCAGACUGUGUCACGUUCUUUCCAGGCAGACUUUCACAUGAUACAAUUUGAUAUAUACGGUACAUCAUACCUUCACAUGAUACUCUUUUGAUUUGAUUUUUGAAUGGAACUGUGCGCAUGUCUGUCAUUCCGUCUGUCCCGUCCGUCUCUCUGUGUCUCUGAGUUUCCUGUUUCCUACUCCCUCCUUCAGGUGGAUGAGAUCAAGUCUAAGGAGCGCACCAUCUUCUCUCUGGAGAAGGAGUUGGAGAAUGCCAUUGGCUUGCUGCAGAAGCUGCAGAUGCAGAAGGAUGCCCUGGACGACCAGCUGUUCCUGGUCAAGGAGGCAGAGUGUAACCUGGGCAGCCCCAAGAGAGAGAUCCCCGGACGGGCUGGGGACGGGGCAGAGCACUGUGGCAGCCCGGUACGACAUAGAAAGGCAGAGGGAAACUUGGAAAUGGUACAAAUGCAGCCUGUAGAUUUAUAGAAAUGUAAUAAUGAAGCCAGUCCAAAAUACAUUUGAAAUUAAUCGGACAAUUAACCCAUAAUGAGAGGUAAAAUAGGCCUACACUAGUUUAUGUAUAGCCAAUUGCCACACUCCAAUUACCUAUUGCCUACUGUAUAGGCUAUGUAUAGAAACAGCCUAUGUAGUUAAUGCGGAAAAAGCCUGAGACAAAUGACAUAAACAGAAAAAAUAUUAAAUAAGUCUGUAAUUAUAAUACCAUAACUCCUCUCCUCAUCCACACGUAGAAACAUAUUCUUUGCACAUUGCAGGACAAUUAUCAAACUGCUUUCACACAGUGUCAAACAAACACAGUUUGGGUUUGGCCAUUCUCUAUACAGUAUGAAGGUUUUAUGAAUCAGAUAAUACCACAAUUUUAAUACCAAAAAAGUCCAAACGUUUUUAAAGCCACACUCUAUAGUGCCUCACCAACAAAACUUUAUCAACAGGGCAAAUGCAUUCCAUCAUACAGAAUCUUCAUAUGCAAAUAUCACUUUUUAUGCUCAAUGAAUUACUUGAAAUUAUGGUACUAUUACUUUUUAAAACAUGACAAAAACAGUAGUACUAGAUAUUAUGUCAAAUGAAAAACAAAAAAAAACAAGUAUUUAGGUAAAUACGCCUACCUGCUAAAAAGUGCCUGUCAUUUUACUACACAAUAAAACAAGCUCCUACCUGGUACUGAACUGAGAACUGAAGGGAUCUGAAGGGCAUUUUAUCUGAAGACGGCUGGUCAGUCAAGAAGACUGCUGGUCAGUCAAGACUGCUAGUCAGUCAAGAAGUCUGUGAGGUUUUAAUGCAGUCUCACAUUCUGGGUUAGUCAUGGUCUGCUUGAAAAUCACCUCAUGACAGAAAACUAUUUGUCUUUGGCUUCUUUUUCUAAAGAGAUGUGUCAGUGAUAUAUAGUGGGGAGAACAAGUAUUUGAUACACUGCCGAUUUUUCAGGUUUUCCUACUUACAAAGCAUGUAGAGGUCUGUCAUUUUUAUCAUAGGUACACUUCAACUGUGAGAGACGGAAUCUAAAACAAAAAUCCAGAAAAUCACAUUGUAUGAUUUUUAAGUAAUUAAUUUGCAUUUUAUUGCAUGACAUAAGUAUUUGAUCACCUACCAACCAGUAAGAAUUCCGGCUCUCACAGACCUGUUUGAUUUUCUUUAAGAAGCCCUCCUGUUCUCCACUCAUUACCUGUAUUAACUGCACCUGUUUGAACUCGUUACCUGUAUAAAAGACACCUGUCCACACACUCAAUCAAACAGACUCCAACCUCUCCACAAUGGCCAAGACCAGAGAGCUGUGUAAGGACAUCAGGGAUACAAUUGUAGACCUGCACAAGGCUGGGAUGGGCUACAGGACAAUAGGCAAGCAGCUUGGUGAGAAGGGAACAACUGUUGGCGCAAUUAUUAGAAAAUGGAAGAAGUUCAAGAUGACGGUCAAUCACCCUCGGUCUGGGGCUCCAUGCAAGAUCUCACCUCGUGGGGCAUCAAUGAUCAUGAGGAAGGUGAGGGAUCAGCCCAGAACUACAUGGCAGGACCUGGUCAAUGACCUGAAGAGAGCUGGGACCACAGUCUCAAAGAAAACCAAUAGUAACACACUACGCCGUCAUGGAUUAAAAUCCUUGAGCAAGGUCCCCCUGCUCAAGCCAGCGCAUGUCCAGGCCCGUCUGAAGUUUGCCAAUGACCAUCUGGAUGAUCCAGAGGAGGAAUGGGAGAAGGUCAUGUGGUCUGACAAAAAUAGAGCUUUUUUGGUCUAAACUCCACUCGCCAUGUUUGGAGGAAGAAAGAGGAUGAGUACAACCCCAAGAACACCAUCCCAACCGUGAAGCAUGGAGGUGGAGACAUCAUUCUUUGGGGAUGCUUUUCUACAAAGGGGACAGGACGACUGCACCGUAUUGAGGGGAGGAUGGAUGGGGCCAUGUAUCGCGAGAUCUUGGCCAACAACCUCCUUCCCUCAGUAAGAGCAUUGAAGAUGGGUCGUGGCUGGGUCUUCCAGCAUGACAACGACCCGAAAUACACAGCCAGGGCAACUAAGGAGUGGCUCCGUAAGAAGCAUCUCAAGGUCCUGGAGUGGCCUAGCCAGUCUCCAGACCUGAACCCAAUAGAAAAUCUUUGGAGGGAGCUGAAAGUCCGUAUUGCCCAGCGACAGCCCCGAAACCUGAAGGAUCUGGAGAAGGUCUGUAUGGAGGAGUGGGCCAAAAUCCCUGCUGCAGUGUGUGCAAACCUGGUCAAGACCUACAGGAAACGUAUGAUCUCUGUAAUUGCAAACAAAGGUUUCUGUACCAAAUAUUAAGUUCUGCUUUUCUGAUGUAUCAAAUACUUAUGUCACGUAAUAAAAUGCAAAUUAAUUACUUAAAAAUCAUGUGAUUUUCUGGAUUUUUGUUUUAGAUUCCGUCUCUCACAGUUGAAGUGUACCUAUGAUAAAAAUUACAGACCUCUACAUGCUUUGUAAGUAGGAAAACCUGCAAAAUCGGCAGUGUUUCAAAUACUUGUUCUCCCCACUGUAUAUACAUAACUCCAGAAAUAAAUGUCCUAUAAAUGUGUAAAAUGAUACAACUUUAUUUUCCUAAUUUAUAAUGUAUGUCAUUGAAAUAAUUGAUAUUAUACAACUAUUCACAAUAAUGCAUUUGUGUAUAAUUCACAAUAAUCCAUAAAAUUCACCCUAAUGCAUUUUUGUCUUAUAGUAGUGAAUGUAGUGUGUCGUAACACACCAUGCGUUCUGUUUGAACAACCCAGGACAUGCGCAGGAACCAGAGGCGCAUGGCUGACCUGAACUCCACCAUCCGCAAGCUGGAGGACCGAAACUCACUGCUGGUGGACGAGAGGAAUGAACUGGUAUGAUCUGGUCACUCUGAACUCUCCCUACCUUGCAGAGAGCCUGCCAAUGAAUCACAUAUUGGGUGCGUCCCAAAUGGCUCCCUAUUUAGUUUUGACCAGGGCCCAGAGGUUGUAGGCAAUAGGGUUCCAUUUGGGAUGUAACCUUGAUCCUCUAUCACUGAAGGAUAACAAUCCUCCUUAAUCUGGAUUCAUUAAACAUCCAAUGAAUGCACCCAGCAAAACACCUGCAAACAAUUUACAAUUACAGUACCUAGUCUAGACCCCUGCCAAGUUGACACACUGGACUGAGCUGAACUCUAUAUCCCUCCAUCUCCCUCCAUAUCCCUCCAUCUCCCUCCAAUCCUCCAAUCCCUCCCAUCUCCCGCAUACCCUCCAUAUCCCAGAUCACAGCCAGCACAGAACCCAGCCCCCAGAGAACAGAGCCAUCGCCCGCAUACCCGCCAAGCCAGCAGCCACGCCACACGACAGAGCCCGAAAAGCCCUCAAGCGCCAAGCAAGCAACCAGAAGCAACAUGCCCACUCAUCCCUACAACAGCGAUACCGCCCUACUCCACUCCAUCUCCCUCCAUACUCCUCCAUAUCCCUCCAUAUCCCUCCAUCUCCCUCCAUCUCCCUCCAUAUCCCUCCAUCUCACUCCAUCUCACUCCAUCUCCCUCCAUAUCCCUCCAUAUCCCUCCAUCUCACUCCAUCUCCCUCCAUAUCCCUCCAUCUCCCUCCAUACUCCCUCCAUAUCCCUCCAUCUCCCUCCAUCUCACUCCAUCUCACUCCAUCUCCCUCCAUCUCCCUCCAUAUCCCUCCAUAAUCCUCCAUCUCCCUCCAUCUCACUCCAUCUCCCUCCAUAUCCCUCCAUCUCCUCCAUCUCACUCCAUCUCCCUCCAUCUCCCUCCAUCUCACUCCAUCUCCCUCCAUCUCCCUCCAUCUCAUUCCAUCUCACUCCAUCUCACUCCAUCUCCCUUUUCCCCCUUCUAUUCUAUCUUCAUUGCCAUCUAUCGCUCCAUGUCGCUAUCUCACUCUGUCUCUCUCUCUGUAUGUCCCUCCUCUCUCUCCCUCUCCUCUCUCUCCCUCUCGCGCUCUCUUUUCUCUCUCUGUCUGUCUGUCUGUCUCUCUGUCUCCUCUCUCUCUCCCUCUCCCUCUCACUCUCUCUUUUCUCUCUCUCUUUUUCACUCUCUCUCUCUCUUUCUCUCUCUCUUUUCUCUCUCUCUCACCCUCUCAGCUGAAGCGUGUGCGGGAGUCGGAGAAGCAGUGCAAGCCCAUGCUGGAAAAGAACAAGGUGCUGAAUAAGAGGAACGAUGACCUCAGCCAGACCCUGCAGCGCAUGGAAGAGAAACUCAAAGGCCUGGCCAAGGAGAACCUGGAGAUGGUGAGUGGCAUAGAAAUAGAACUACAGACCAUUGAUUUAAAUGGAAAAUUCCCAUUCUAGUAAUUAUAUUUCUAUGGUGAGUGGCAUCAUUGCACAGAUCUCAACACAAUUAGGGCUCCAAUAGUUUAGUACAAUAACAAUAAUAAUAAUACAAGCAUGCCUCAAUAGCUCAGUGUUUAUGAAGACUGUCUGCAACACAUUGGCUACAAUUACAGUCCUUAUCAAAGUACAGUCUGCAUUAGUCUUGUGGAUUUAGAAGUCCACGAUCUUGCAGCUUUGUCAACCACCACAAAUCUACGUUAUUAAUGAUGAGCCCAUACUGAGCGAUAUAGAGGGUUGUUUAACUCCACUACAACUCGUUCCACUCACAAACGUCUUUUCUGUUUCUGUAGAAGGAGAAGAUCAGCUCCCACCCGCCGCUGAAGAAAGCCAACUGUAAGUCUCUGAAUGAUCUGGACCAGGCGCAUGAUGACCAGGAGAUUGAGUUCCUCAAGCUGCAGGUGCUGGAGCAACAAAGCAUGAUCGACGAGCUGACAAGAGUGAGUUCUCCUUUUACAAAUUUGAAAUCCCCACUUAAACAAAGUUUAUUUUGGGAUAUUCAAGGUAUUAUUUACAAUGUAAAGAACAUACAAAUACAUUUUGUAAAAUAGUACAUUUUACAAAUAGGCAUUCACUUCUAAAAUGAAUCAAGGUGUUGAUUUACUUACUAAUCUCUGUGGAACCCACAACCAAAUCUUGCGUACACUGACCAUCUAGCAUUUACUGUAUGUUAACAGUCUGUCACAAGAGACAAUUGAUUUACUAACUAAACUUAACACAAGAGAACUGGUGGACACAGUAUCUGACUCUUUUGCUCUGUGCCAGAUACAAUUGGCUGAUCUCAUGAAAUGUAUCCAUGGUUGCUGAAGUUGUAUGUUUGUUUGUUGGUAGUUCUUAAAUGGAAAAGUCUUAACGGUAUCUUUGGGAUGUCCCAACUCUGACAUCACCCCAUUGAAGUUGAAAUUUAAAAAGGUUAAGGUAAGGGUUAAGGUUAGGGUUAAGGUUAGUUAAGGGUUAUGGUUAGGGUAGGGAUUAAAGUUAGGGUUUAUGGUAGGAACGUCCCAAGGAUGCCGGAUAGCACUAACCGUUCUGACAUGCUCUAUAUAUUUCAGGAUAGGGAAAAACUCUUGCGGAAGAAGAGGCAUAAACGAAGCAACAGACCAAUAAAGGUAGAGUUUUUUCUUCCCAUGACAACACAAAGAAAAGAUCUGUACAAUAAUACAGUUAUCUGCCUUGAGAAAUAUCUGAUUUCCCAACAAUCCUGUGAUCUCUCCCUACACAGAGGCACAUUGUAGUGGACACCUUCUUUGGAUACGAUGAGGAAUCCAUGGACUCAGAGACAUCCUCCGUGGCUUCGUUUCGCAUGGACCGCACUCCAGCCACCCCUGAUGAAGACCUGGAUGAGGUGAGACCUGUUCACAUCACAGGAAAUAGACACAGCCCCUGGGUGGGGAAGGAACUUUAUUUACAAUAAGUGAUCAAUAACCUUUGCACAAGCAACAGCAGCACAUCAGCAUCUACUUUCACUGAACCAAUGAGUUUCUAAUCUCUCUAUCCAUAAUUCCUCUUCCUGGCUUUCCUCCCAAUGUCUUCUCUCUAACCCUGGGGUCCGUUCAUGGUCACAGGGACUGGCCAACGAGGAGUCGGAGCUGCGCUUCAGGCAGCUGACCAGAGAGUACCAGGCCUUACAGAGGGCAUACGCCCUUCUACAGGAACAUCAAGGGGGCCUUCUAGACGCUGAGAUUGAAGCUAAGGUACAGUGCCACUGCCAUUAAUGUUAACUUAAAUAUGACUGCCAUUAAUGUUAACUUAAAUAUCACUGCCAUUAAUGUUAACUUAAAUAUCACUGCCAUUAAUGUUCAGUUAAAUAUCACUGCCAUUAAUGUUCAGUUACAUAUUACUGCCAUUCAUGUUCAGUUAAAAAUCACUGCCAUUAAUAUUAACUUAAAUAUCACUGCCAUUAAUGUUCAGUUAAAUAUCACUGCCAUUAAUGUUCAGUUAAAUAUCACUCCCAUUAAUGUUCAGUUAAAUAUCACUGCCAUUAAAGGUGGAAUCUGUACUUGGUGAAACUGCCUCAUCCAUUUGCAAUAUUACAACAACAAAGUAUUUACUUCAAACAGCAAACACUGUUUUUUUCCCUCAGACAUAAUUGCACGAGCGACGGAACAGUAGAGUAUGUACAGCGGAUGCUCCUCUCCUCCGUUUCAUCAACAAAGACAAUAAAACAUGCGCUGGGGCAAACAGUGGCACUGUUUCACCUCAUGCUGAUAUACGCUUUAAUGUUCAGUGAAAUAUCACCCACAUAAGAUUGUAUUUUGCCAUCAUCUGGGGCAAUAGGGAUGGGGUCAUACCAGAUUGGUUUCUGUAUUCAGUAAAAUGUUGAUACAACUGCAUAAGCAGUCUAGACUGAGUGUACAUAUACCCCACUACAACUACAACACUGUUCAUGCGUUCUAAAACAACACCACCCGUCACAAUCAGCUGUAUCCAGUGGUUGAUGUUAAUGUGGAAAAUGUUGUGUGUCCCAGGCUCAGGAGCAGCUACAUGCAGACAUUCUCAGGUACAAGGCCAAGAUAGAAGACCUGGAGAAGGAGCUCGCCCACAAAGGACAGGUAAAUGACAUUAUCCCCAAUACAGACAGACCAACACUAAGACAUGGGCUGCAUCCCAAAUGGCACCGUGAGGGAAAAAAGUCUUUGAUCCCCUGCUGAUUUUGUACGUUUUCCCACUGACAAAGAAAUGAUCAGUCUAUAAUUUUAAUGGUAGGUUUAUUUGAACUGUGAGAGACAGAAUAAAAACAAAAAAAUCCAGAAAAACGCAUGUCAAAAAUGUUAUAAAUUGAUUUGCAUUUUAAUGAGGGAAAUAAGUAUUUGACCCCCUCUCAAUUAGAAAGAUUUCUGGCUCCCAGGUGUCUUUUAUACAGGUAACGAGCUGAGAUUAGGAGCACACUCUUAAAGGGAGUGCUCCUAAUCUCAGUCUGUAACCUGUAUAAAAGACACCUGUCCACAGAAGCAAUCAAUCAAUCAGAUUCCAAACUCUCCACCAUGGCAAAGACCAAAGAGCUCUCCAAGGAUGUCAGGGACAAGAUUGUAGACCUACACAAGGCUGGAAUGGGCUACAAGACCAUCGCCAAGCAGCUUGGUGAGAAGGUGACAACAGUUGGUGCGAUUAUUCGCAAAUGGAAGAAACACAAAAUAACUGUCAAUCUCCCUCGGCCUGGGGCGCCAUGCAAGAUCUCACCUCGUGGAGUUGCAAUGAUCAUGAGAACGGUGAGGAAUCAGCCCAGAACUACACAGGAGGAUCUUGUCAAUGAUCUCAAGGCAGCUGGGACCAUAGUCACCAAGAAAACAAUUGGUAACACACUACGCCGUGAAGGACUGAAAUCCUGCAGCGCCCGCAAAGUCCCCCUGCUCAAGAAAGCACAUAUACAGGCCCGUCUGAAGUUUGCCAAUGAACAUCUGAAUGAUUCAGAGGAGAACUGGGUGAAAGUGUUGUGGUCAGAUGAGACCAAAAUGGAGCUCUUUGGCAUCAACUCAACUCGCCGUGUUUGGAGGAGGAGGAAUGCUGCCUAUGACCCCAAGAACACCAUCCCCACCGUCAAACAUGGAGGUGGAAACAUUACGCUUUGGGGGUGUUUUUCUGCUAAGGGGACAGGACAACUUCACCGCAUCAAAGGGACGAUGGACGGGGCCAUGUACUGUCAAAUCUUGGGUGAGAACCUCCUUCCCUCAGCCAGGGCAUUGAAAAUGGGUCGUGGAUGGGUAUUCUAGCAUGACAAUGACCCAAAACACAUGGCCAAGGCAACAAAGGAGUGGUUCAAGAAGAAGCACAUUAAGGCCCUGGAGUGGCCUAGCCAGUCUCCAGAACUUAAUCCCAUAGAAAAUCUGUGGAGGGAGCUGAAGGUUUGAGUUGCCAAACGUCAGCCUAAAAACCUUAAUGACUUGGAGAAGAUCUGCAAAGAGGAGUGGGACAAAAUCCCUCCUGAGAUGUGUGCAAACCUGGUGGCCAACUACAAGAAACGUCUGACCUCUGUGAUUGCCAACAAGGGUUUUGCCACCAAGUAUUAAGUCAUGUUUUGCAGAGGGGUCAAAUACUUAUUUCCCUCAUUAAAAUGCAAAUCAAUUUAUAACAUUUUUGACAUGCGUUUUUCUGGAUUUUUUUGUUGUUAUUCUGUCUCUCACUGUUCAAAUAAACCUACCAUUAAAAUUAUAGACUGAUCAUGUCUUUGUCAGUGGGCAAACGUACAAAAUCAGCAGGGGAUCAAAUACUUUUUUCCCUCACUGUAUAUAAUGUACUACUUUUGACCAGGGUCCAGGGCUCUGUUUGGCGAAAGUAGUUCACUAUAAAGGGAAUGGGGUGCCAUUUGAGAUGGAUCCUACGACAUGUCCCAGUCGCAUGGAUGGCUUGUACUGUACGUGACCAUAGUUAUUAUGCAAUUAUUUACGUACUAGGAGUACCAAAUGAAACAGGGCUGUGAAAAUGUAAUUAUAACUCCAAAGAGUGUUGGACUGUUAAUAAUGAUUAGUCUUGGUGACCAAGAGGAAAAGUCAAUUAAUGGUAUUGAUUCGGUUGCCCCACAACAGAGAACAAUUUUGAAUAGGGUUCUGAUUGACGCUAGUGUUUCAUACACUGUGGGUCAGAUCAGUUAACAAACUCAAAUGCUAUCCAUAAUGGAAUAGCUACACUGAGUGGACAGAACAUUAAGAACACCUGCUUUUCCCAUGACAUAGACUGACCAGGUGAAUCCAGGUGAAGGCUAUGAUCCCUUAUUGAUGUCACUUGUUAACUCUUAAGAUGAAGGGGAGGAGACGGGGAGGAGACAUUUUUAAGCCUUGAGGCAAUUGAGACAUGGAUUGUGUGUGUGUGCCAUUCCGAGGGUAAAUGGGCAAGACAAAAGUUUUAAGUGCCUUUGAACGGGGUAUGGUAGUAGGUCCCAGGCGCACCGGUUUGUGUCAAGAACUGCAACGCUGCUGGGUUUUUCACGCUCAACAGUUUCCUGUGUGUAUGAAGGAUGGUCCAUCACCCAAAGGACAUCCAGCCAACUUGACACAACCGUGGGAAGCAUUGGAGUCAACAUUGGCCAGCAUCCCUGUGGAACGCUUUCAACACCUUGUAGAGUCCAUGCCCCGACAAAUUGAGGCUGUUCUGAGGGCAAAACGGGGUGCAACUCAAUAGUAGGAAGGUGUUCCUAAUGUUUUGUACACUCAGUGUAUGAUAUCGAUCUACGGGAGCAUAUAUAUUAUUAUAUUAUAUUAUGUUAUAAUAUAUUGUUAUUAUAUAUAGAUGUUAGAUAUUUCAUAAGACAAGCCUCAUCAGUAUGGUGCAACCAGAGAAAUAGACUGGUAAACUCAUUGGUACACUCAUUCUAAUUCCAUGGUUAUAAGUAACAAAAGACAAUGUUUCCCUCAUUGAAACUGGUUUCCCCUCUCGCAGGACUCCAAGUGGGUAGGGGAGAAACAGCUGUUCUUCAGGAGGAAUCAGGAGCUGCUGGAAAAGGUCUGUCCUGCUAUGAUAUCAUUUAUAUAAUAAUAAUAUUGCAUUACACCAUUCAUCAUCACAUGGAAGCACUUUACUUUCUGCAGUAAAGUCAACUCACCUCGCCCUCCACUAACGUCCACUUCCGAGAAGGGUGAUGCAUGGUAGCCAUUUUGGAUCUGAACAUUCACUAUGCACCACUUGAUAUUGCAGAGGGUAUGGAAGUCCAUGCUACUGGCAGGCUCUGACCUUCAUGCUAUCCCUCUGGUCUUCUGCAGGUGGAGAAGUUAGAUGCAAAAUGUGGUCGACAGCAACAGGAGCUGCAAGAUUCCAAGGACCAGAAUGAGCUCCUAGAAUUCAGAAUACUGGAACUAGAGGUGGGCAUGGUUUUGACAUGUUAAUGAAGCAUACUGUACAUUUGAAUGGAAUCACAGCUGUUUACUUAAAUAAAAAUGUUUAAGAUCAGUGGUGGACUAGGUAAAUAUAUAAUGAGUUUGUAAUAUUCCCAUCAAUAGAACAGAGAGACACAUGAUGCACAUUACUUCAGGCUUGUUUGGGGAACCUCUGUAUUCAGUGUUACAGUUGCUCAGCUCAGUGUUUCUCAGCCCCAACAGACACACACACACACACACACAAACACUGUGUAGGCUAUUUUCUCUGUCCCGAGCACAUCUAGGCCCUGGCCGUGCGGAGCAUGAUAAUUCCUGCCCCGAGACUUACAGCCCAGCACUGCUUGCUGCUUCUGCCAAAAUGCUAAUCAAUUGCAGUUUUUUUCAUGGCCAGGCUCAGACACAGGCCUUUGUACAUUCUGUGCUGCAGUGCAGAUACUGCAAUAAGCCCCCAAAAGGAUGGUGCUUCCAUCUACUGGAUGAAGAAUAGAAAAGCAGAAAAUACCCCUGCACUGAAUCCCUCCAGUCUUUUUUGUCCAAUCAUUAAAAAAUAAUUAUAUAUGUUUUAUUGUCACAUACAACGGAUAGGUGCAGUGAAAUGUAUUGUUUUACAAGGUCAGCCAUAGUAGUAAGGCACCCCUGGAGCAAAUUAGGGUUAAGUGCCUUGCUCAAGGGCACAUCGACAGAUUUUUCACCUUGUCGGUUCCAUCCUUUUAACCGAUGCUUUUAACUGAUUAAAUAAAUGUCCUUUUCGUCCUGUAGGAGCGUGAGCGGAAGUCCCCUCCGUUUAAUCAUCUCCGCAUGCAUCCGUUCUCCGAGGGUGUCAGCGCCCUACAGAUCUACUGUAUGAAGGAAGGAGUGAAGGUAUAACCCAUCUCAAUAAUAUCUAAUAGCGUUGUAACAUUUUACAUUUUAGUCAUUUAGCAGACGCUCUUAUUAGCGACUUACAAUUAGUGCAUUCAUCUUAAGAUAGCUAGGUGAGACAACAACACAUCACAAUCAUAUCAAGUACAUUUUCCAUCAACAAAGUAUUUAUCAGUAAAGUCAGUGCUUGUAGGAAAAGACAAGUGUUUUUUUCUUAUAACAUGUGAUAUUUUGUCUUCCUGCAAAACAAUGUCAGGUGAAAUAUGAUGCUGAUUGUUUAUUUCAAUCCUUUCCCAGGAUGUCUGUGUACCUGACCUGAUCAAGCUCCUAGACAUUCUGGGUGAUAACGGGGUAAGUCUGUUUGAAAGGGCUCUAUAAUAUGUUGUUACUGAUGUUUUGCUAAUGUUUUCCAAUCACUCCUCCUUUUCGCGAAUGAUUGAAAAUCAAGAUUCUUUAACCUUAUUUUUAUUAAUUUUUUUCAGAACUUACGAAAUGAGGAGCAAGUGGCCAUUAUUCAAGCUAGCACUGUCCUCUCUCUUGCUGAAAAGGUAUGCCAAUACAAAACAAAUAUUGUUGCUUAGUUCAAAGUAACUUGUAAGCAGUAUCAUAGCCAUUCAUGUAGCAUUGUUAUUUAUCGAAGUCGUUGUUGUGCAUUGUGGUGUCUUUGUCUUCCCCUAGUGGAUACAACAGAUCGAGGGAACAGAGGCAGCACUGCACCAGAAGAUGAUUGACCUGGAGCUAGAGAUGGUGAGUCUCUUCAACAUUCACAUCCCUCACUCACUGUCACUUCACACUAGCUCGGCUUGACUUGAGAAGUUUUUACUGCGUUUCAUGAAAUUAAAAUGUCAUAUUGCUGCUUAUGUGGUUUAUGGGUGGCAGGUAGACUAGCGGUUAAGAGCGUUGGGCCAGUAACUGAAAGGUCGCUGCUUUGAAUCCCUCAGCCGACUAGGUGAAAAAUCAGCCGAUGUGCCCUUGGGCAAGGCACUUAACACUAAUUGCUCCUGUAUGUCGCUCUGGAUAAGAGCCUCUGCUAAAUGACGUAAAUGAAGAGUGUAUGUGCACAAGAUAUUUACUAUCCUGUGUUCCUGGUUCCCUCCCAGUCUUGUCAAUAUCGCUGAGAUGUUUCCACUAUUCCAGGUUUGUAACUGUGACACAAGCAGGAUGUUUGUUGUAAUUUCGCAGAACCAGACGAGUGUGUCUCUGAAUAUUGCAUACAGUAUUACAAGUCUGGCACAUGUUGUGUAAUAUGUAAAUACAGUGGUGUGAAAAAGGGUUUGCCCCCUUCCUGAUUUGUUAUUUGUUUGCAUGUUUGUCACACUUAAAUGUUUCAGAUCAUCAAACAAAUUUAAAUAUUAGUCAAAGAUAACACAAGUAAACACAAAAUGCAGUUUUGAAAUGAAGGUUGUUAUUAUUAAGGGAAAACAAAAUCCAAGUGAUUGCCCCCUACAACCUAAUAACUGGUUGGGCCACCCUUAGCAGCAACAACUGCAAUCAAGCGUUUGCGAUAACUUGCAAUGAGUCUUUUACAGCGCUGUGGAGGAAUUUUGGCCCACUCAUCUUUGCAGAAUUGUUGUAAUUCAGCCACAUUGGAGGGUUUGAGCAUGAACUGCCUUUUUAAGGUCAUGCCACAGCAUCUCAAUAGGAUUCAGGUCAGGACUUUGACUAGGCCACUCCAAAGUCUUCAUUUUGUUUUUCUUCAGCCAUUCAGAGGUGGACUUGCUGGUGUGUUUUGGAUAAUUGUCCUGCUGCAGAACCCAAGUUCGCUUCAGCUUGAGGUCACAAACUGAUGGCCGGACAUUCUCCUUCAGGAUUUUUUGGUAGACAGCAGAAUUCAUGGUUCCAUUUAUCACAGCAAGUCUUCCAGGUCCUGAAGCAGCAAAACAGGCCCAGACCAUCACACUACCACCACCAUAUUUUACUGUUGGUAUGAUGUUCUUUUUCUGAAAUGCGGUGUUACUUUUACGCCAGAUGUAAUGGGACACACACCUUCCAAAAAGUUCAACUUUUGUCUCGUCAGUCCACAGAGUAUUUUCCCAAAGGUCUUGGGGAUCAUCAAGAUGUUUUCUGGCAAAAAUGAGACAAGCCUUAAUGUUAUUUUUGCUCAGCAGUGGUUUUCGUCUUGGAACUCUGCCAUGCAGGCCAUUUUUGCCCAGUCUCUUUUUUAUGGUGGAGUCAUGAACACUGACCUUAACUGAGGCAAGUGUGGCCUGCAGCUCUUUGGAUGUUGUUGUGGGGUCUUUUGUGACCUCUUGGAUGAGUCGUCGCUGCGCUCUUGGGGUAAUUUUGGUCGGCCGGCCACUCCUGGGAAGGUUCACCACUGUUCCAUGUUUUCGCCAUUUGUGGAUAAUGGCUCUCACUAUGGUUCGCUGGAGUCCCAAAGCUUUAGAAAUGGCUUUAUAACCUUUUCCAGACUGAUGGAUCUCAAUUACUUUCUUUCUCAUUUGUUCCUGAAUUUCUUUGGAUCUCGGCAUGAUGUCUAGCUUUUGAGGAUCUUUUGGUCUACUUCACUUUGUCAGGCAGGUCCUAUUUAAGUGAUUCCUUGAUUGAGAACAGGUGUGGCAGUAACCAGGCCUGGGUGUGGCUAGAGGAAUUGAACUCAGGUGUGAUAAACCACAGUUGAGUUGUGUUAUAACAGGGGGGCAAACACUUUUUCACACAGGGCCAUGUAGGUUUGGAUUUUGUUUUCCCUUAAUAAUAACAACCUUCAUUUCAAAACUGCAUUUUGUGUUUACUUGUGUUAUCUUUGACUAAUAUUUAAAUUUGUUUGAUGAUCUGAAACAUUUAAGUGUGACAAACAUGCAAACAAAUAACAAAUCAGGAAGGGGGCAAACACUUUUUAACACCACUGUAUUGUUUCAUGUUUGUGUGGAAGAGAUGCUCAAAGAACUAUAAGGCGUAUAGACAACACUACCUGUGUCACUACCUGUUGUUGUGAUGUUAGGGAUUGGUGACGAUGGUACUGUCUUCUUCAGUCACAGUAUUGAGAUCAGAGCACUGACCAGAGAGCACUGUCCCCCACAGGAGAUGUUCUGCAAGCAGAAAGGCUAUCUGGAGGAGGAGCUGGACUACAGGAAGUCAGCCCUGGAUCAGGCCUACACGGUAACUGUUGCAUUCCCCCUCAUUCAACCGCCUGCCUUUAAAUACAGGAUGACUUUUUUGUUGGCUGCAAACAUGUUACAUUUCAAAUGAACUUUGAACAUACUGUAAGUGUAACAUAGAUUGUUGUGCGUGUGCAGUACAACCCCUCUCCCCUAGCCAGUAUCGACUUGUAGAUGAUGGCUAUCUACAUACAUAAUAUUAUCGUCACUUUGGUUAACUACCCCCUCAACCUCCCCUAACAGCAAAUCCAGGAGCUGGAGGCUACUCUGUACAACGCACUGCAGCAGGACAAGGUGAUCGGUUACGGCGAGCCUCUGAGUGACAUGCAGAAGGACGAGCUACGUACGUCCGUGGAGAAGCUACGCAGACAGAUGCUGAGGAAGAGCAGAGAGUUUGACUGUCAGGUCCUGGCUGAGAGGAUGGAGCUGCUCCACCAGGCCCAUCAGGUACAAUAUACAGUCACACAAUAUAUGCCAUUCAGCUGACGUUUUUGUCCAAUGCCACUUAUAGUGUAUGCAUACAUGUAACGUUACAUUUUCAUAUGGGUGGCGCCAGUGGGAAUCAAACCCACUAUCCAUUCAGACUACCAGAAAUGUAUUAUGCGUCAACGAGUAAACUCCCUUUGAUGACUCAACAUGAGAUAUGACUCAACAGAUGAGGACAGUCUGUUGGACUUGCAGCUGAAACUAUGUUUUCUCUAUGAGUAGCCUUGUCUGAGACUUUAGACCUGAAGCUUUGUGUUAGUGGACACACAUUUCUUAGUCACAGAGGCAACCCAUGGUCGAUACCUGUUGGUUACACCAAGGUAUUCUCAUUCCUAAUCCUAUGGUGGUUACACCAAGGUAUUCUCAUUCCUAAUCCUAUGGUGGUUACACCAAGGUAUUCUCAUUCCUAAUCCUAUGGUGGUUACACCAAGGUAUUCUCAUUCCUAAUCCUAUGGUGGUUACACCAAGGUAUUCUCAUUCCUACUCCUAUGGUGGUUACACCAAGGUAUUCUCAUUCCUAAUCCUAUGGUGGUUACACCAAGGUAUUCUCAUUCCUAAUCCUAUGGUGGUUACACCAAGGUAUUCUCAUUCCUAAUCCUAUGGUGGUUACACCAAGGUAUUCUCAUUCCUAAUCCUAUGGUGGUUACACCAAGGUAUUCUCAUUCCUAAUCCUAUGGUGGUUACACCAAGGUAUUCUCAUUCCUAAUCCUAUGGUGGUUACACCAAGGUAUUCUCAUUCCUAACCCUAUGGUGGUUACACCAAGGUAUUCUCAUUCCUAAUCCUAUGGUGGUUACACCAAGGUAUUCUCAUUCCUAAUCCUAUGGUGGUUACACCAAGGUAUUCUCAUUCCUAAUCCUAUGGUGGUUACACCAAGGUAUUCUCAUUCCUAACCCUAUGGUGGUUACACCAAGGUAUUCUCAUUCCUAAUCCUAUGGUGGUUACACCAAGGUAUUCUCAUUCCUAAUCCUAUGGUGGUUACACCAAGGUAUUCUCAUUUCUAACCCUAUGGUGGUUACACCAAGGCCAAGGCAGACAGUCACACCAGUAGAACCCUGAUGCACCUGCAUAGGAGCCAACAUAUGGCAUACACUUAACUUGAGGGAUUCACACCUGCACCCGCUUUGAUGAAAGAAAGGUCAAUAAAGUACAGUAUGUCCAUAAAGAACAGAAGGAUGACAGGACUUUCACAGCUUCUCAGUCCUAACAUCUGUUCAAGACUUAGUAUGCAACACUCACACCUGACAUUGACUUGAUAUUGUUACUCUAAGCAGUUACAACAUUUAACAGAAUACAGCAUAUGUUUACUGGAAUGAACAUGAGGUUGUUCAACCCUAAAUUGUAAUUUACUGUAACAUGGAAGAAAGAUGAUGCAGCUGCUUCAGUUCCUAAAUGCUACUGUAGAGGGCGAUGUUCCAUUGAUUUACAGUUUACACUGGCUGAGUCACUCCAGGGGGUAGCAGAAUCAUGUGCCAGCCUCUCACACACACCCAGCUGGUGAACCCCUUACCAGGCUACUCCAAGGGCAGAUCUAUCAGCAUACCUGUCUCACCCAUGGUUUUACACAAAGCAUUUAUUGUUUCAAUAAACCAUGCCACAGGCAGAUGCUCUAAUGAAACCCCAAAUGUAUCUAAAUAAUUUUCACUGAUACACCAAAACUGUAAUACUGAAAAUACAUGUGUACCUGGCUGGACAAUACAUAUAUGUUUUCCUAACGUUUGUUGUAACGUUUAUUUAUAUUUCCAGCAGUGAUUCAAAAGUGUAUGUAAAAUAUACAUUUAUGGAGCAUAUUUGUGUUGGCUUGGCAUACAGUUAUUUCAGCUAUAGCAUGCAGUGUUACUGUUGAAUAGAUGUAAUAUACUCACUAAGAGAACAACAAUAUUUACUUUACAAUAUUUUCAGAGAAUCCGGGACCUGGAGGAUAAGACAGACAUUCAGAGGAGACAAAUUAAGGAUCUGGAGGAGAAGGUAAGAUGGCCGUCAGAGUUAUUUACUGUCACACAGGUUUUGCUCUCUCCUCUCCCCUGUCGGCUAUAAACUGGCUAUAACUGAGUGUGUCCCAAAUGCCAUCCUAUUUCCUAUCUAGUCCUAUGGACCCUAGUUAAAAGUAGUGCACUAUAUAGGAAAUAGUUUACGAUUUUUGGAACUCAGCCCCUGUGAUGCUUCUGUGACCUGAAGGGGCCUGUAUAAUGUGUUGUUAUCCCUAAGGCUUUCCCCCUGACUGACAUUCAGUCUGCCUUCUCCUUAUAGUAUCCUUACAGUCAAGCAUCAGGCAGACCUAUGUCCCGCUGAACCCCACAUCACUGACUAGUUCAUGAACCAAACAUAAUAAGGCGUGGCCAGUAGUUCUGCUUCCAUUGUUGCACGAUACAGAGGGGAAUGUGCGGUUUGGUCAGGUCAGCACGUAUAGUCAGGACCUCGGCCCUGUCAGAGUUAAAGUUGUAUAUGAACCAAGUUGUACAUGACUCAGAGACUCAGAAUGUAUUUUACUGUAGUUCUGUUAUGGCUAUGCUCUGUUUGACACCAUAGUGGCUAGCCAUAUCAGGACUAGUUUUCUCUGUAAGAAAUUUGCUAUUUAAAUAAAGUUCAAUUGAUUGAUUAAUUGAUAGUUCCCCUACCUGGUAGGACAGUUUCUUUGUAACUUUCUUAAGCGUCCUCUGUUUCUGCUUGUAACUAACAUGUCUUCUGUUUUUCUGACUCUCUCCUCUCUCUCUCUUUCUCUCUCUCUCUCUCUCACGCUCUCUCUGUCUCUUCUCUCUCUCCUCUCUCUCUUCUCUCUCUCCUCUCUCUUCUCUCUCUCUCCUUCUCCUCUCUUCUCCUCUCUUCUCUGCCUCUUCUCUCUUCUCACUCUCUCUCUCUUCUCUCUCUCUCUCUCUCUCGAUAGAUCUUCUCUCUCUCUCUCUCCUCUCUCUCUCUCCUCUCUCUCUCUGCUCUCUCUCCUCUCUCUCUCUCUCUGUAGUUUUUGUUUCUGUUCUUGUUCUUUUCUCUUGCCUUUAUCCUUUGGCCUUGAUGUCUGUGACAUCUCCUGCAGCAGAGGUGAGUCUGGCCUGGUAAAUAAACUCAAGAGAAUCUUCUCAUCUUCCUCUCUGCACUCAUCUGUUUCCCCUGUUGUUCUUCAUCUCCCUAGUGACCAUCAGGACCUGUGAUAAUCAUGAGUGAAGUCGUCUUUGUAGUGUAGCCAACGUGUCUUUCCACAGUUGUGAUUCAUUAAGUUCCAUUGUUUAGGGAAUCAUGCUAUAUGUAACUAAUACUUUUCCUUUCCAUUGUAGCCAACCCAUUUUUCCUUCACAGUUAUAAAGAACAGCAUUAUUUAGUGCUAACCUUUGUCAGACUGGGACAUUGUGUUCUUGGCAUGCAAGCUUUGUUUGGUCUGCCGGCUGCUCGGCCGCUUCUUAGUUCUCCCUAUGGAUAAUGCUAUAAUGUACACACAACCAUUGUUAGAUUGAUCUUAUACUCUUCUUUCGUUUUCUCUUUCUGUUUGCAGACAGACUGGCAGCCUGGAGAUUGUGUUUGUGACUGCAGUGGUUUUUAUUUUGGGGAGAAGUUGACUUUGUGGCUCAUGUUGUAACAGUGAGUGGAAAUGGAACUGUUGUGUGUCGGACAUGGCUGGGAAUUCACCCCUGUUUGAUUUGGGACCUCACUCUGGGGAUAUACAUGAUGUAUGCUGCAUUGCACUGGACGGAUCCUUGGACCAUGGAACUUUUCUCAACUCAGUGGGAUAACUGGAACCCUCCGUCGGAAAACACACACACACACGUGUAAACACUCAUAUACACUGUACACACUGAUACAAACAUACUGGAAACACACACACACAUGCACACACACACACACACACACACACACACACACACACACACACACACACACACACACACACACACACACACACACACACACACACACACACACACACACCAACCCACUUUUAAAGACAUAAAGGAAACCAAAGUCUGGGAGAUCUUAUCUCUGCCAUGCAGGGGGACGCUACACCAUCCAUCUACUCCAAGACUACACCCCGACUACAUACCGACUACCCUCCGACUAGCUCAGACUACCCCCAGACUAGCCCCAGACUACCCCCAGGAGAUGACAGUAAAGGCUGGUGUAGGCUUCAUCAAUAGACCUCACCAGACCACAGUCCUUCUCACUCUCUCCCUCUCCUCUCUCUCUUAUAAACCUGAACGGACGCUCUUAUGUGUGCAUGCACCCCUUCACAGGAGUGACGAGAAAUGAUCAGGGCCUGUGACUGUGGUGACUGACUGAUCUGAUGGUGACUGACUGAUCUGAUGGUGACUGAAUGACUGAUCUGAUGGUGACUGACUGACUGUUCUGAUGGUGACUGACUGAUCUGAUGGUGACUGACUGAUCUGAUGGUGACUGACUGACUGAUCUGAUGGUGACUGACUGUUUUGAAGCCCCGUGUAGCUCAGUUGGUAGAUCAUGGCGCUUGCAACGCCAGGGUUAUGGGUUCGUUUCCCACGGGGGGCCAGUAUGAAAAUGUAUGCACUCACUAACUGUAAGUCGCUCUGGAUAAGAGCGUCUGCUAAAAUGACAAAGAAAAAAAGAUGAAUGACUGAUCUGAUGGUGACUGACUGACUGUUCUGAUGGUGACUGACUGACUGUUCUGAUGGUGACUGACUGACUGAUCUGAUGGUGACUGACUGACUGAUCUGAUGGUGACUGACUGACUGUUCUGAUGGUGACUGUCUGAUCUGAUGGUGACAGACUGAAUGUUCUGAUGGUGAUUGACUGUUCUGAUGGUGACUGACUGUUCUGAUGGUGACUGACUGAUCUGAUGGUGACUGACUGAUCUGAUGGUGACUGACUGACUGUUCUGUGACCAGGAGACACAGGACAUGGGACACCCAGGAUAAUGUGUCUCCUCUGGUCUCAGACCAGCUGAAAGAUCAGGUGAUGGCAGAGAGAGAGAGAGAAGGAUGGGAGAGAGAGGAUCGACUAUGUGCUCACACACUGACCCACCAGAUCUCCUUUUCAACAGAAGACCAAGGUUUCUGUUUGGAGACCUUCACUUUAACUGUAUUUUUUUAAACCAGCGGACAGAAUGGAAUUAGGUCUCUGGUUCUACUUUCUUUCCUUUUUUAAUAAACCAAACGUCCCAGUCGAUCCCCAUGUACCAAGAUUUCCACAGAGAAAAAAAAGACCCUCUCUAUAUGGCUGUGUAAUAUAUACAUUUGUUGAUAUGUACAUGUGUCUUGAUGAUUUCCUGUAGUCUCUUUCCUUCUUUCUGUGAAUAUGACCUCUUUCUCCUUUGCAGCUUGAACAGUAG
Coregonus sp. 'balchen' is the source of this 22456-nucleotide messenger RNA. The record is from the annotation of a GenBank genome assembly. Lineage: Eukaryota; Metazoa; Chordata; Actinopteri; Salmoniformes; Salmonidae.